Mya arenaria is the source of this 1032-nucleotide messenger RNA. RefSeq lists its product as uncharacterized. NCBI's taxonomy places the organism in Eukaryota, Metazoa, Mollusca, Bivalvia, Myida, Myidae. The transcript has a single exon. The record is from RefSeq and is a predicted model, not a curated record. Bases 1 to 1032 code for a protein of 343 amino acids.
AUGUUACAAGGAUACCGCCACCAUGGUCAGGAAGGACAGUCGUCGAUGAUACAAGCACACCGCCACCAGGGUCGGGAAAGACUGUCGUCGAUGUUACAAGGAUACCGCCACCAGGGUCAGGAAGGACUGUCGUCGAUGAUACAAGAAUACCGCCACCAGGGUCAGGAAGGACUGUCAUCGAUGUUACAAGGAUACCGCCACCAGGGCCAGGAAGGACUGUCGUCGAUGUUACAAGGAUACCGCCACCAGGGCCAGGAAGGACUGUCGUCGAUGUUACAAGGAUACCGCCACCAGGGCCAGGAAGGACUGUCGUCGAUGUUACAAGGAUACCGCCACCAGGGCCAGGAAGGACUGUCGUCGAUGUUACAAGGAUACCGCCACCAGGGCCAGGAAGGACUGUCGUCGAUGUUACAAGGAUACCGCCACCAGGGCCAGGAAGGACUGUCGUCGAUGUUACAAGGAUACCGCCACCAGGGCCAGGAAGGACUGUCGCCGAUGAUACAAGGAUACCGCCACCAGGGCCAGGAAGGACUGUCGUCGAUGUUACAAGGAUACCGCCACCAGGGCCAGGAAGGACUGUCGUCGAUGUUACAAGGAUACCGCCACCAGGGCCAGGAAGGACUGUCGUCGAUGUUACAAGGAUACCGCCACCAGGGCCAGGAAGGACUGUCGUCGAUGUUACAAGGAUACCGCCACCAGGGCCAGGAAGGACUGUCGUCGAUGUUACAAGGAUACCGCCACCAGGGCCAGGAAGGACUGUCGUCGAUGUUACAAGGAUACCGCCACCAGGGCCAGGAAGGACUGUCGCCGAUGAUACAAGGAUACCGCCACCAGGGCCAGGAAGGACUGUCGCCGAUGUUACAAGGAAACCGCCACCAGGGCCAGGAAGGACUGUCGCCGAUGUUACAAGGAUACCGCCACCAGGGCCAGGAAGGACUGUCGUCGAUGAUACAAGAAUACCGCCACCAGGGCCAGGAAGGACUGUCGUCGAUGAUACUAGAAUACCGCCACCAGGGCCAGGAAAUAUUUUGA